Prorocentrum cordatum is the source of this 1155-nucleotide messenger RNA. The record is from the annotation of a GenBank genome assembly. Lineage: Eukaryota; Dinophyceae; Prorocentrales; Prorocentraceae.
AGAAUUCAGUCCUGCAGCCCGGCGAGCUUCCCACCCUGGGCAUCGGGCCGCACAGGGGGCCAUGGCGUGCUGGUCGUGCCCGGUUGGGCAGAGGCUCUUCUCGCUGCUCGCCCUCGUGACCUCGCAGGCGCCCGCGGCGAGGGCCAAGAAGAUGGACUGUGGCGAAGGCGUGCCUCUCUGCGGGAGCCUCGCGCUGGAGAGCGGCCUCGGCCCGGGCGCCUACCACCACGCGGGCUGCGGCGUGCACGGCCUGUGGCCGGCGGUGGGCGAGUACGGCAGCUCGCAGUGCAUAGCGCCCAAGAGCAGCGCAGACGCCACUGGCGUCUACACCUGCUACCAGCAGGCGAACCAGUCGGAGAGCCAGCUCCUGUGGUUCGAGAACCACGAGUGGGAGAAGCACGGGCGCUGCGCUGGCGUUGAUGGCGUCGAUGAUUUCUUCCACCAGAUCUGCGACUUGUCUGCGGCCCCGCUGGCUGCGAUGGGCAAGGCGACAGCGUUCGAAGACAUGGUGGGGGCCCUGGGUCGCGCGGGCCAUCCCAUCUUCGAUGUGGACCGCGAGAAUGACCAGAUUUUCUUGUCUGCAUGCGCAGCGCAGGACGGCCGCUGGAAGCUCGCUGACGCCUCCAAGUUCCAGGAGGUGUGCGGCGGAGGCGCACCGCCUGCCCCCGGGCCGUCGCCGCCUGGCCCUGCGCCUCCGGCGCCAGCGGAGGCGUGCGCGAAGGGGAGGAAGGGCCCAAAGUGCGGGAGCGACUCGGACUGCUCGGGCAUCCAGGGUUGCGUCCGCUGCGCCCACUCGGGCUUCUGCACGGACCAGCCGCUGGCCGAGCUGGUGCAGGGGCUGCUGUUCGCGUGACGGGGUCGCCCAUUGCCUCGUCAGAGGGUGCGCCAGCGACCUCGGCGGCGACUCUAGAGAGUGUUUCUGUUCACGCUCUGGCUGUGAUCUGUCCACGGCGCCGUGCGACUGCCUUCGCGCGACGCCCGGGUGCCCGAGCUGAACACAAUAUUAUAUAUCUCUUUUCUCGCCUGGGGCUCGUGGUCGUUCACGGCCCCCGGCUCCCUGGCGCGCCCGGCCCGGUUCUCCUUCUGGGAGGGCGCCAGCUACUCGGCUACGCGAGAGAGGGUGGCCCUUUGCCGGAGUGGCCUGUGUGUGACGCG